Molecule: messenger RNA, 2017 nt
Organism: Rubroshorea leprosula
Lineage: Eukaryota; Viridiplantae; Streptophyta; Magnoliopsida; Malvales; Dipterocarpaceae
Source: the annotation of a GenBank genome assembly
AUCUUCAAUAAUUUCCAGAAUCUGAGGAAGGGUGAGUGAGUGAGUGAAAGAAAGAUGGGGAUGAAGUUGUUCUUGGUGGGAGGCCCCAUUUGCAGCGAUGGUGUCGCUGGAGUGUCGGGAAGUUGGCUUGAACACUCUCAACAAAGCAGCCACGUCAAAGGGGACGAGUUCCUUGUCUUGAAAUUCGAUGGUGUAUCUGGGUUUUGCAGAAUUACUGUAAUGCAGAAUCAUAUGUUAACUGGUGAAGAUACAGUUUCCUUCUGUAAUUGCAACAAACCAGAAGUCCUUCCUCAGUCCGCAACUGCACUCCGGAAUGACCUGCAAAGACCCGAGGUGGACCUCGGGGGGGGUAGCAGGAGAGAUAAGGGGUGGUAUUAUUUCACCCCGGGGGUAGCUAAUAAGGAGGGUAGGAUUUUAUUCACGGCGGGUCCUUCAUCCAUUAAGGGAUGGAAAGAAAAAUUCUUUUUUGUGGACGACACGGAAUGGGGGAAAGGGGAUGCCGAGGUGAGGGCGUUAUCCUCCUGGAAGGCCAAAAGGGCCAACCAGAAUAAGUUUAGCUUAAAUGAGGAUGAGGAGGAAGAAGUGGGGAGGUUGGUGAGGAAGAGGGGGGAUGUGUUGAAUAUCAUUGACCUCACCAGCGCAGCAUGCAUAGAGGCUGCUGAGCUCUAUGGGCCAAGCGCUCUGAGUGAAGCUGACAUGAAUCAAUUUUUGAAUACUGCUGGAGGGAAGGCCAUCCCCAAGAAGCCAAGGAAAAAGUCAAGGACUUUAACUAAGCAAGUGGAUGAGGGGAGAGCUGAGAGGGAGGUAAUGCCCCUGGCUUCAGCUGAGACGGAGGACGAUGUGCCACCGUUGAAGAGGAAGGGGUGGGAGGAGAGGAGGGCAGCAGAGAAGAAGCAGAAGGUGGUGGAGGAGGAUGAGGGGAACGAGGUUCCUGAAUUCAUACCUCAGCCUCCUGCUGUUGAGCUGGACCCCGAGCUCAGACGGUUGGAGGAGGGGGCUGAGGCGAAAAACGUGAUGGGGGCUAGGUGGUUCAUCAACAACACCUUCCCCGAAGUGGACAAGCGCAAUGCGCGGGAGGAAGCUCUGAGGUACGGGGGAGCAUCUAUUGUGAAGCACGCUCUUGAGAGCGCGAGCUGGGUGAAUGGUCUAGCCCAGGAGUUCAGGGAGAGCCUGAAGGGGCGGGCACUCUUGCAGAGGCAGUAUGACCAGCUGCAGAAGGAGAAGGAGGAGCUGGAGAAGAAAAACAAAGAAUUGCAAGAGUCUCUGGAUGAGGUGGUUCCAACUGUGAAGCAGUUGGAACAGGAGAGGUCGUCCUUGGGCACCAAGCUCGGCUUUGAAGAGACCAAGCGAAAGAUCUCUGAAAGCGAGCGUGAGGCUCUGGCACAAGAAUUAAAGCUGACGAAGGAGGCUUUCUUGGAGCUGAAGGGGAAUGUGCAGACCCUAGUGCACAAUGGGAUGAAGGAGCACAUCGGCAACUUCAUCAGCUCCAGCUCGUUUGACAACAUCGUCAACUUAUACCGGCUGCCAACUGCCAUCAUCGCAUUCACGUACUGCAGGAAGAAGGUGAAGGCAGAAUAUCCCGAAGUGGAUAUUACGAAGAUCACCUUCGGAGAGCAAGAAGAAGGAGUGGAGGAAGAUGGUGAAAGCAUGUCAGCAGACUUCCUGGAGGAUGAAGGGGCAGAGGUAGAGGGAGGCGAGAUGGAGGCAAGAGUGGAGGAAGCUGAAGUGGGUGAGAGCCAACCCGCUCCAGAAGUGGAGAUUCAUCCAGUUCCCUCCGACGAUGAGCAACCUCCUUUGCCAGACGAGCAGCAGCCAAGACAGCCACCUCUUCCAACCGAAGAGGAGCUAGUGGAACCACCUCCUCCAGCAGAGAACUAAUUUUUAUUUGUUGUUUUUAAUUUUUUGUAGAACAUUUAAACAGUUUGUAACACUUUUAUUAUGUUUAAUGAAAUUAUGUAUUUGUUUAUGUUUGGUUUAUAUUUUUGUUAUGUUUUAUGAAUGAAAGAACUGAGAGUAC